This is a messenger RNA of Lolium perenne, 3147 nucleotides long. The record is from RefSeq and is a predicted model, not a curated record. Lineage: Eukaryota; Viridiplantae; Streptophyta; Magnoliopsida; Poales; Poaceae.
AUGGAGUCGCUGACCCCAGAGGGCCGCGUGAUCUACGACACGCUCACCGCGGCCUCAGCGGUGCAGCAGGAGCAGAGGAAGAAGGACAUCGACGACUUGAUCACCAAGGCCGUCAACACCGCCGUGGAAUCGGCCGUGCGCUCCUCCAUCGACAAGGCGGUUAGCAACAUGCAGCUGUACGUCGAUGGAGUCGAGAACACGCUUCAGCAGCACAUCUCGGAGCUGCGGGAGCAAGUGGGUCUCGCCGCCCACCAGGACGAUCCGGAUCAGGUCGCCAGGACGCUUGGGGGCGACGCGGAGACCGGCCCGGAGGGGCGCCGUGUGACAUCAGCGACACGGAGGUCGGUUGUUGGGGCCGCUGGCCCUUACAUACCACCUCCGGCAAGAGGGAUGAGCGUGCUGAUUCACCACCGCGUGGACGCGUUCCUCGCGUGGAUUUCCCUAAAUUUGAUGGGGAAAAUCCACAGUUGUGGCAGAUUCGUUGAGGAAGUUGGUGAUGGCACGAACACAUUGAAUUCGUCAGUCAUUACCACAGCUCGCCGAGCCCCUACUACUGCCCCUGUUUAUGGCCGUCCUCUGGAUGAUCGUUUGCAGACUCGAUCGACAGAAAUGUCCAGGACAACGGACGACAAAAUUGCAGCUCUCAGAAAUUAUCGUCGUGCUAAGAAUCUGUGCUUUACAUGUGGUGAGAAAUACUCACGUGAGCACAAGUGUCAGUCCACUGUCCAGUUGCAUGUGGUGCAGGAGAUGGUGGAAUUUUUCCAGCAGCCAGAAACUUAUCAGUGGGAGGGUGUCGAUUCAGUGACAGAUAUGGAAUUGAUGCAAUUGGCUGAUGUGUCCUUCACCGAAGAACCUCCUGAGCAGUCUAUUGUGCUCCACUGCACUGUUCAAGGGCAUCCGGCUGUGUUUCUGUUGGAUUCUGGUAGCAACAAUUCGUUUGUGAAUGCAUCUCUGGCUGCCAAACUGUGUGGGCAUGUUUCCUUACCUAUUCCUCGUCGGGUUAAAGUUGCUGGUGGUGGCAUCCUUACUUGCAACACAUAUAUUCCUCAGUGUGAAUGGACAUGUGACAAGUUAUCCUUCACCUCUAGUUUCAAAAUUUUGCCACUCAAGAGUUAUGAUGGAAUCGUGGGUAUGGACUGGCUGUCUUCCCACAGUCCUCAGUUGAUCGAUUGGCAACAGAAAUGGAUUGCAUUUCAGCACAAAGGAGCAUGGGUGUGUCUGCAAGGAAAUCCAGCUGAACCCUUUGCUUGCACCGUGAUCGAAUUAUAUGUAGUUCAAGCUGCUGACAGUGUCAAGACUCCUAUGCCUCCGGAAGUUCAGUCUAUUCUAGACACAUUUGCUUCCAUCUUUGCUGAACCUGACGGACUACCACCACACAGAGCGGUAUCUCACUCUAUUCCCGUAAUAGAAGGAGCUCGUCCUGUCCAAAUCAGACCAUACCGUCUGGCCCCUGAACUCAAGAAUGAAGUGGAGAAACAGAUUGCAGAAAUGCUGCAGUCAAGUGUAAUUCGUCCUAGUGCCAGCAAUUUUGCUUCACCACUGAUCAUGGUCAAGAAAAAGGAUCAGACAUGGCGACCUUGCAUUGAUUUUCGUCACCUGAAUGCUUUAACAGUUAAGAGAAAAUAUCCCAUGCAUGUUAUUGAUGAGCUCUUGGAUGAAUUGCAUGGAGCUUGCUGGUUCUCCAAGCUGGAUCUGCGAGCUGGCUAUCACCAGAUCAGACUGACUGAAGGAGAUGAACAUAAAACAGCAUUCCAUACACAUCAUGGCCACUAUGAGUUUACUGUCAUGGCAUUCGGAUUAACUGGUGCACCAGCAACUUUCCAAGCCGAAAUGAAUAGGACUCUAGCUUCAGUACUUCGCAAAUAUGCUGUCGUGUUUUUCGAUGACAUCUUGGUAUACAAUACUAAUUAUCAGGAGCAUCUACAACACCUCAGCUCGGUACUACAGCUAUUGCAGGAUAACCAAUGGAGGGUCAAGAUAUCGAAGUGCUUGUUUGCACAGCCAAGCAUACACUAUCUGGGACAUGUGAUCUCAGCCUCGGGAGUGGCCACUGAUGAAGAAAAAAUUGCAACAGUCAAGGAGUGGCCUACACCUAUGGAUGUUAAGCAGCUUCGCAGCUUCUUGGGCCUGGCCGGUUAUUAUCGGAAAUUUGUGCAAGGCUAUGGAUCUAUUAGCCAGCCAUUGAUAGCUCUUCUCAGGAAAAACACUCCUUUCGUGUGGACUACUGACACUGAAUUGGCAUUUCAGUCAUUGAAGAAAGCUCUCAUCGCAGCACCUGUCUUGGCGUUACCAGACUUCUCUGUUGUGUUUGUUGUGGAGACUGACGCUUGCGACACUGGCAUUGGAGCUGUGCUCAUGCAGAAGGAUCAUCCUCUGGCAUUUCAUAAGGUUUUGUCCAAGCUGAUGGGCAUGCAAUACAGAAUUGUGUAUAAAAAAGGUUUGGAAAACAAAGUUGCAGAUGCCCUAUCACGAAGGCCACACCCUGAACUGGAUGUGCAUGCCAUUUCUUGCAGUCAGCCAGCUUGGAUUGUAGCAGUUCUUGACGCUUACCAACAGGAUGCUCAAGCUAAAGCUCUCCUACAACGCUUGUCUAUCGCCAAGGAAGUCGAUGAUCAGUUUUCCUUGCAUGGGGGUAUUAUCAGGAAACAAGGGAGAAUAUGGCUUCCUUCUGAUUCAGCAGUGCAAGAGCAACUAAUUAGGGAAUUCCAUGCUAGCCCUAUGGGAGGACACUCUGGCAUUCCAGUUACCCUACGGCGAUUGAAACAAUUAUUUGUGUGGAAAGGGAUGGCAACGUCAGUUCAUCAAUUCGUGAAGUCUUGUUAUGUUUGCCAACAAGCAAAGGCUGAUCGCUCCAAGUAUUCAGGCCUUCUGCAGCCAUUACCAGUGCCUAAUUCUGCAUUCCAGGUAGUUUCCAUGGAUUUCAUCGAAGGACUACCUCGAUCAGGUCGCUUUAACUGCAUUAUGGUUGUGGUUGAUAAGUUCAGUCGUUUUGCUCAUUUCAUCCCUCUAGCGCACCCCUUUUCGGCUGCCACUGUUGCUUCUGCGUUCAUGGAUAAUAUUACAAGUUGCAUAGUGCUCCAGAGCAAAUCAUUUCUGACAGAGACAGAGUUUUUACCAGUGCCUUUUGGCAGCAGCUGUUUGCUCUGA